Molecule: messenger RNA, 2755 nt
Organism: Ananas comosus (pineapple)
Lineage: Eukaryota; Viridiplantae; Streptophyta; Magnoliopsida; Poales; Bromeliaceae
Product: probable LRR receptor-like serine/threonine-protein kinase At4g37250
Exons: 2
Coding region: 41-2551 (836 amino acids)
Biological process (GO): protein phosphorylation
Molecular function (GO): ATP binding; protein kinase activity; protein binding
Source: RefSeq, a predicted model, not a curated record
CCCAUUUCUUCUGAGACAUGCUCUUCCCGGCAGCACUAACAUGAGCAGCUCUCUGCGUGCGUUCUUCUAUUUCCUUCUUCUUCUUCUCGUCCUGCUGCUGCUGCUGCCAUCUCGGCUACUGGGUCUCAACUCCGACGGAGUUCUGCUCCUGUCCUUCAAGUACUCCGUCCUCAGCGACCCGCUGUCGGCGCUCGCCGACUGGGACUACGCCGACGACACCCCCUGCUCCUGGAAUGGCGUCGUCUGCAUGGGCUUCCCGCUGUCCGACAGCAACCGCACCAGCAGCGGCGGCGGCGGCAGCGGCGGCGGGCUGUCGCCGACGGUGUCGCGGGUGAUCAGCCUGGUGCUGCCGAACGCGCAGCUGCUGGGGGCCGUCGCGCCGGAGCUCGGGCAGAUCGAGCACCUGCGCCACCUCGACCUCUCCGGCAACGCCCUGAACGGCUCCCUCCCCGCCGCCUUCUUCAACGCCUCCUCCGAGCUCCGCGUGCUCUCGCUCGCCGACAACGAGAUCUCCGGCCAGCUCCCGGAGGCCGUCGCCCGCCUGCAGCAGCUCCAAAUCCUCAACCUCUCCGACAACGCGCUCGUCGGAGUGCUGCCGGCCAACCUCACCCUCCUCCGCAACCUCACCGUCGCCUCGCUCGCCGGCAACUACUUCUCCGGCGGAAUCCCCGGCGUCGCCCUCGAUGCCCUCCAGGUGCUCGACCUGAGCUCGAACCUCGUUAACGGCACCAUCCCGCCGGAUCUCGGCGGUCGGAGUCUUAGGUACCUGAACCUGUCGUAUAACCGGCUCGCCGGGCCGAUCCCUCCGGAGCUGGGAGCUAAGAUUCCGGCGAAUUCCACUAUUGAUCUCUCGUUCAAUAAUCUCACCGGGCCGAUCCCGGAGACCGGAGGUUUCGUUGUGCAGAGCCCCGCGGCCUUCGCGGGGAAUCCGGAUCUCUGCGGCCGGCCGCUGAAGCAGAUGUGCACAAUUCCUUCCACCCUCUCGAAUCCGCCUCCGAAUGUGACGGAUUCGAAGUCCCCCCCGGCCUUCGCGGCGAUACCGAAGAACACAGAUGGGAAUUCGGGGGGAUCGGGGGAGGGUGGCGGCGGCGGCGGGGGCUCGGGGAGGGGAGGAGGAGGAGGAGGAGGAGGAGGCCUACGUCCCUCGACCAUCAUUGCCAUUGCGGGGGGUGAUUUAGCCGGGGUGGGGAUUCUCUUCGUCGUGUUCUUGUAUGUGUACAAUGUGAAGAGGAAGAGAAGGCGUCAGCUGCAGCAGCAGCAGGAGCAAAAUCCGAAGGAGAUGAGAGGACUUGGGUUGAAGAGUGUGGAUAGAGGCGGAAAAGAGAAAACGGCGAUAUCGUCGUCGUCGCCGGAGCGCUGCAGUCUGUCGUGCUGCUUACGAAACAAGAACGGGGGCGACGACGACAACGAGACCGAAGAGACAUCAGACAGCUCGGAUUCGUCAGAAACAGAAGAGGGAGGAGAAGAAGAGAUACAACGCAGAGGGAGAGAGGCAGUGGACCGCAGCAAGUCGCAGGCUCAGCAGCAGCAGCAGCAGGGCGCGACGCUUGUGACCGUCGACGGAGAGAGCCAACUCGAGCUAGAGACCCUGCUCAAGGCGUCGGCGUACAUACUCGGAGCCACGGGCUCCAGCAUCGUGUACAAGGCUGUGCUUGCCGACGGCACGGCGCUGGCGGUGCGGCGGAUCGGAGAGAGCAGCUGCAUCGACAAGUUCAAGGACUUCGAUGCCCAGGUCCGGGCCAUCGCCAAAUUCCGCCACCCGAACCUCCUCCGGCUCCGCGGGUUCUACUGGGGGGCUGAUGAGAAGUUGCUUAUUCAUGACUAUGCCCCUAAUGGGAGCCUCGCCAACAUCUCUUUCAGCAGAAAGCUGGGCUCGUCGGCGUUCCACUUGAACUGGGAGGCACGGUUGAGGAUCGCGAGGGGCGUGGCGAGGGGGCUCGCGUACCUCCACGAGAAGAAGUGCGUGCACGGCAACGUGAAACCGAGCAACAUCCUAUUGAGUGCCGAGCUAGAGCCGCUGAUCGGAGACUUCGGGCUGGAGCGGCUGGUCUCCGGUGACGGCGGCCCUGGUAGUGCCAGCUACAAACCAGGCGCAUCUGCGCGGUUAUUCGGAAGCAAACGGUCGAUGCAUUCGACCAACAGUCUGCCAGACCUUUCUCCCUUGGCCGGUGUUAGUCCUUGCGGUUCGUCCUCCGCUGCAGCCGCUCCGCCACCGUACCAGGCCCCCGAGUCGCUGAAAAACCUGAAGCCCAAUGCGAAGUGGGACGUAUACGCCUUCGGGAUGGUACUGUUAGAGCUGAUCGCCGGUCGGGUGUUCUCGGAGGUCGAAUUGUGCCAGUGGAACGCGGGGUUCGUGGUGGAGGAGCGGAACAGGAUACUUAGAAUGGCUGAUCCGGCGAUACGGGGCGAGGCCGAAGGGAAGGAGGAUGCAGUGCUGAGCUGCUUUAAGCUCGGGUUCGCGUGUUGCUGCUCGGCGCCGCAGAAGCGGCCAGGGAUGAAGGAUGCAGUGCAAGUUCUUGAGAGAAUUCCUUCUGCCCCAUCAUCUUCAUAAAUCUUUUACUGACCAAAAAUGGAUGGUAAUAAUGCAUGGUAUCAAAAUCUUUCAUGUAUUGUUUUCUUUUAUUUUAUUUUUUUAUAUUUGCAAUUUCAUGUAGAAUUCUACUAAUUUGAGUGUUGCCAUUAACUCAUUGUAGUAACACACAAUGAUUUGUUGGUGUUUGUGUUGUGAGUUUUAAAGUUUAGUUUCUUUAUUAAA